ACAAACAAAGCGCUCACUUUUCAAAACUGGGCCUCUCUUCCCUUUAUAUUCCUAAACUAAAAGACCCUCCACAAUGCUGUUGAUCACUACAAAACUCUUCCACUCUAUAACACCCCAACUAUCUUUCCCAAUCCUUCAUCUCCUUUCCCACCACAACCCCAUAAACCCUAAACCCAAACCCUCCUCCUACUUUCCACCACUUCUUCCCAAAAUGUCCUGGGAAUGCCAAAAGUGCACCUUCCUCAACCCCAAACCCUCCUCAUUUCCCAAACCCAACUGCCAAAUCUGCCUAUCUUCACCACCCCAAUCCCCAUCUUCAUCUUCCUCCUCUGCUCCUAAAUGGGCCUGCAAGGCUUGCACUUUCUUGAACCCUUAUAAACGCUCCACCUGUGAGGUCUGUGACACCAGAGCACCCAUCUCGAGUUUCGAGGAUCUGAGUGAUGAUGUUGAUGAUCAGGUGGGGUCUGUGUUCUUGCCAUUGCAGAGGUGUAAGAGGAAGAGGGUUGAUGAAGAUGAGGGUUUUGGGGGUUUCAAUGGGUUUAAGGGGAGGAGGGUUCAAGACCCAGUUGAGGUUGCUGAGAAAGACCCAGUUCAGGUUGCUAAGGAUUCUGCUGCAUUGUAUGGUUUUGGAGGAGUCAAGGUGUCUGAUCAGAAGAAGACUAAUGUUUCAGAGAGCACUAAUUCAGUUGAGUCUGCAAAGGAUGAUGCCAAAUACAGUUUGUUUCGAGGAGUCAAGGUGACUGAUAAUAAGGUUACUGUACCAGAGAGCACUAGUUCGGGGUCUUCUGGAAUGGGUUCGAAUACACUGAAGGUUUUGACGUACAAUGUUUGGUUCCGAGAAGACCUAGAAAUGCACAAGAGAAUGAAAGCUAUUGGUGACCUUGUCCUGCAGCAUUGCCCAGAUGUCAUUUGCUUUCAGGAGGUUACCCCUGAUAUAUACGACAUCUUUCGACAAUCUAACUGGUGGAAAAUGUAUCAAUGCUCAAUUCCAAAUCAGAUGGAGAUUUCACAGCCUUACUUUUGCAUGCAGUUAAGCAAAUUGCAAGUGAAAGCCUUCAGCUGUAUACCAUUUUCAUACUCUGCGAUGGGGAGAGAACUCUGUGUCGCUGAAGUAGAAGUGCAGGGGAACAAACAUCUUGUUGUUGCCAGUAGCCAUCUUGAGAGCCCUUGCCCAGGCCCUCCAAAAUGGGAUCAGAUGUACAGCAAGGAACGUGUAGAUCAGGCAAAGGAGGCCCUCAACUUCUUAAAGAAAAACCCAAAUGUGAUCUUUUGCGGUGACAUGAACUGGGAUGACAAGUUGGAUGGUCCAGUUCCAUUACCUGACAACUGGAUUGAUGCUUGGGCAAAGUUACAUCCAGGGGAAGAUGGAUUUACGUAUGAUACCAAGUCCAACCAGAUGUUGACGGGUAACAGGUCACUGCGGAAGCGACUAGAUCGAUUCUGUUGCUGUCUGCAAGAUUUCAGGGUGAGCAAAAUUGAAAUGAUCGGGACGAAAGCAAUACCAGGUCUCUCAUAUAUCAAGGAAAAGAAAGUGAAAGGGGAGAUUAAGAAGCUGGAGCUCCCUGUUUUGCCUAGCGAUCAUUAUGGCUUGCUUUUGACAAUCUGUGGCCAGUAAUAGCAGUUUGGUGAAGUGUGAACAUAGAGUUUAUCCUCGUAUUCAUGUUUUUUUU
This is a messenger RNA of Fragaria vesca subsp. vesca, 1670 nucleotides long. RefSeq lists its product as uncharacterized. Lineage: Eukaryota; Viridiplantae; Streptophyta; Magnoliopsida; Rosales; Rosaceae. The record is from RefSeq and is a predicted model, not a curated record. The transcript is spliced from 6 exons. Gene Ontology annotation, biological process: double-strand break repair. Gene Ontology annotation, molecular function: single-stranded DNA binding; 5'-tyrosyl-DNA phosphodiesterase activity. Gene Ontology annotation, cellular component: cytoplasm; PML body. Bases 74 to 1615 code for a protein of 513 amino acids.